AUGGGUUUGAUUAUAGUUGGAGUUGGCGGUCCUUCGUCUUCGGGAAAGACAACGAUUUGCAAUAGUCUUCGGACCAUCUUACCGCAAUGUACCUUGAUUCAUUUAGAUGACUUCUAUUUACCUGAUGGUGAAAUACCCAUGGAUGCAGACCUUCAGCUCGAGAAUUGGGACUGCCCAGAGGCUAUCGACUGGCCGAAGUUCCAGAAUUAUAUCGACGAGAUACGUGCUACUGGAGGAGAUGUAUUACCCGUUGAAUCUAAGGAAUCGGAGUCGCUUCUAAAGCUUUCUAAGGAGGAAAUAGACGAAGCUCAGACUUUGAUCGAAAGAAAAUACCCUGAAUUGCUCAAUUCUCAUGUUGUACUCAUUGACGGGUUCAUGUUGUACCAUGAUGUCGCCAUCUCCAAUCUAUUUGAUGUUAAAUUAUACUUCAGAGCCCCAUAUCAAAUGCUAAAAGCACGCAGAGAAGCAAGAGCAGGCUAUGCAACAAGCGAUGGAUUUUGGGUUGACCCUCCCGGUUAUUUUGAUCAGAUUGUUUGGCCUCAGUACGUGUUGACACACAAGUAUUUAUUUCUAAAUGAUGAUGUCGAAGGUGAGCUAAAGGAGGAGAGCAAAAAAAGCGGGCUCAAGGAUAUAUUCAAUGACAACACAAAAUCAAUCAAGCAAUUGGUUCUUUUGUCUUUAGAUAGUAUCAACGAUGCACUGUCUCAUACUAUUUGA
This is a messenger RNA of Australozyma saopauloensis, 717 nucleotides long. Its product is annotated as ribosylnicotinamide kinase. Gene Ontology annotation, cellular component: cytoplasm. The coding region runs from base 1 to 717 and encodes 238 amino acids. The transcript has a single exon. The record is from RefSeq and is a predicted model, not a curated record. Gene Ontology annotation, molecular function: ATP binding; kinase activity. NCBI's taxonomy places the organism in Eukaryota, Fungi, Ascomycota, Pichiomycetes, Serinales, Metschnikowiaceae.